UUUCAAAAAUGGCGGACAGGCUGUCGAGUAGCAGUAGGUUGUUGUUGUUUCUUGCCGCUAUGUUUGCGGCCCUAGUUUUAACAGACGGUAUUUCAUGGCCAGUUCCAUACAAGAGAUACAAUGGACGCCCAAAGACUGACCCCUACUGUCAGGCACUCUUCCCAUUCUGUCCCACUGGGCGUGGGAAUGGUUCUAUGCCAAAGAUGCAGUCAUCAGACAUUAUAGAAAUAUAUGCUCUGAAAGCACCAGUGUUUGAGUUUAAAUUUGGAGAUCUACUUGGCAAAUUUAACAUAAUCCACGAUGCCCUUGGGUUCAAGAAUACCAGGACUGGCCUGAACUAUACCAUGGAAUGGUAUGAGCUGUUUGAGCUGUUUAACUGCACCUUUCCUCAUGUCUUUCAAAAUGAUACCAUGCUGUGGUGUAACCAGGGUGCAGCAUGUAUUUAUAAUGGAAUUGAUGACAUCCACUGGUCUCAGAAUGGAACUCUGGUGAAAAUUGGAGAAAUGACAGGUGACCAGUUUUCUCAUUUUUCGACAUGGGCAUUGGGGGACAAUACAUCAUCCAUCUACUAUGAAACAUGGACUGUUGAACAAGAGCCAGGUGGCAAGAUGUGGUUUGAGCCCCAUGACUGUGCCACCUGGGUCAAAGAUGCCAUAGUGGUCCUGGGCAAAGUGGGGGCAAAGUUCAACACCAGCAUUCAUCUCAACUACACCAAGAUCCACCUGUACAGUGAUGAACCACAGUACCUGGGAAACUAUUCCUCUAUCUUCGGACCCAAUGGAAACCAGACUUUAGCCAAGGACAUGCUGGCUUUUUUCAAAGAUUUCCAGGCUCAUCAGUCAUUCUUUCACCUUCUACAGAGCAUGUUUGACGCCUUUGACAGAGUUUUUGAGAAGAGGCAGUUUUAUUUGUUUUACAAUUUUGAGUACUGGCUCUUAAAAAUGAAGGCUCCAUUUUUUAAACUGGAUUAUACAUAUGUGCCUCUUCCUGGUCAAAAGAAAUUCCCUUGAGUGUCGAAAAUUUAUGUGCUUGUCCUACAAAGGGGUAUUUGUUAAUAGUAAAAUGCAAUGUUAAACAGCUCUUGAAAGACAGCCCCAGAUUGUAAGGGUAAAUCGAUCUCAGUUGUGAUAUGCAACAAACAGUUCAGGUAUUUCAUACAGACCGAGUGAGUGCAAUGUUCAGGAUUUCAUUCAACAUAGUUUUAAACUACAUACACAUUGAUAGCAUACUUCAUAAUUCACACCUGUAUA
This is a messenger RNA of Lingula anatina, 1250 nucleotides long. Its product is annotated as bis(monoacylglycero)phosphate synthase CLN5. NCBI's taxonomy places the organism in Eukaryota, Metazoa, Brachiopoda, Lingulata, Lingulida, Lingulidae. The record is from RefSeq and is a predicted model, not a curated record. Gene Ontology annotation, cellular component: lysosomal membrane; lysosome. Gene Ontology annotation, molecular function: hydrolase activity, acting on glycosyl bonds. Gene Ontology annotation, biological process: lysosome organization.